Molecule: messenger RNA, 3348 nt
Organism: Pipistrellus kuhlii (Kuhl's pipistrelle)
Lineage: Eukaryota; Metazoa; Chordata; Mammalia; Chiroptera; Vespertilionidae
Gene: CATSPERD
Product: cation channel sperm associated auxiliary subunit delta
Exons: 22
Coding region: 634-2979 (781 amino acids)
Biological process (GO): sperm capacitation; flagellated sperm motility
Cellular component (GO): CatSper complex; sperm principal piece
Source: RefSeq, a predicted model, not a curated record
AAGAAGAAUUGAGCGGACUGAGGCUUGGAAGAAAGUGGAGGCGGGGCCUGGAAAGGGGGCGGGGUUCAAGGUCCCUCCACAAAUCCACCUCUUCCAGCCAACCAGCUGGCACCUGCCAGGCCUCUUCGGGUCACGUGGAGGUGAGCACGCGCUUUCACCCGCAGGAAAAGGACCAACUGUGGCUGAAAGUGAACCUUCGGGAACAUGUGGAGAGCCUCGUGCACACGUGGGCGCUGACAGGGCGUGCGAGUGAUGGGCGCAUGCUCAGGCUCCUGGUGGGUGAAUUCGAACUUCCUCGGGAGACACUGCGCUCAAGCUGAAGCUGUCAACGCGCACCCGCGACCCCGCGCGCACGCCCAAGCUCUCCGGACCGUUUCGGGGGACAACGCGCGCAUGCUCAGACGCCAAUGAGCCAGUGAGCGCAUGCGCGUGUGCCUGCAUGGGCGUGUCAGGUUCCUGAAGGGGGUGUGUUGAGGUGGGUGGAUUUAGGCUUCCCAGGAGUCAAGGUGCGCAUGCUCAGGACCCCUGGCGGCACCCGAAGCGGUGCUCAGGCUCUCUUCUGCGCAUGCCCAGACUGUGAAGCAACAUAGCGGCGGUUGAAGACAGCAGUGGUGGCGGCGUGCCUCUAACCUGAUGCUGCUGUUGAUGCUAGUCGCCAUAGCGUCCUUGGGGCUCUGCUCGCGGGCCGGAGCUCAGCCGCUGUGCCGGGUUCGCACAGUGAGGACAGGAAAGGCACUUAAAGAUGGCCAUCAAACUCCAAGGAAUGUCCUGUAUUCUUCAUCUGUGACAACACGCUUGAUUAAACAUCCUUGCAAGAAAAACUUAGCCCUGUUUCUAGGACGACAACUUUUUUUCACGGCAGAGAACUUUGAGGGUAGUCUUUCUCCAUUGUCCAUCCCUCCAUCAAUGCAGGUUGGCAAACCAGAAGUAACAUCAGCACAUUUUGCUGAUCUUUCAUUGCUGUUAGUAGUGAAUAAAAAAGUCUAUGUUUAUAAUAUUAAAAAGCGUAUCUGGACUGCAUCGACAGGCAUAAAACACCCUGUUUCACAUAUUUCUGGUGACAACUGUUGCUAUGGUAUGCAUUUCAUUUGCUCGGAUAUGAGUAAAUACGUUUUUGCCUAUUCUCAUGGAGAUAAGAUAUCUGAGGCCAAUGUAUAUUUCUCAUAUAACUGGGGAUACACAUUUGUGAAGUAUCGCAUUUUACAAGGACAGGCACUACCCGUUGGGUCUUUGGGUGGGGUCUUCAACCUUUACUCCUUGUCACAGAUUGGGGUUCUUCUCAUCAAUCAACAGAAGGCCAAGUUUAAGUACUCGGACUACCCUCUGAACCACAGUUUUGGGCUGCCCUUUGACUACAAUAGCACUCUUGAUGUCAUCAUCGCCCCAGGCCAGAAAGGCAUCUUGAUCUUCUGGUCUGAGAAGAGCCUGCUAGUGUCCCGGAAUUCAGGUCAGCUCGUCUUCCCUGUCCAGGUGCAAGAAAAACCUGCCACCUUGUAUCCUUCUGUCUUUGAUGCCGGCAUCACCAUCCACGCUGUGGCUGCAAAUGAGAACGAACUGGCAGUUCUAACUCGGGAGGAUAAUGUGUAUUAUGGCAGCCUGGGAAUCCUGACAAAUUUCAUAGUCAAAUUACCACACCAAAACAUCUGGUCCCAACAGGCAGCCAUGAUGUUCAGUGCCCUGGGGAUACUUGAAAUCGUGACCCCAAUUCCUGACUCGGAGUUUCCAGCUUUUGAUUUCCUGAAGUGCUUGGUGAAUAUCCAGGCAGUUCUCAUGGACCCUCAACUCAAAGUUGACGUCUGCAAAGUAGAAGUACUGGAAGGCGACUUUGACAAUAAAAUGUAUACCAUUGAUAUGAACAGCAAAUUGGAGUUGACCGCCGUGAUGAUACCCCGGCCAGGCACAUCCCCUGUCCCACUCGCUAUGGUGAGCAAUCCCCACUCUUUGGGGCUUAAUGUCUUCAACCAAGAAGUUGACUACACCUAUGAUGGGAACACCAAGCACAGGCUGAAGAUUUCCCUGAAGCAGCAGCAAUUGUGGGGCAGGGCUGACCCCAACUUCACCUCCAGCAUAAAGAAACCCACAAUGUCCACCAUCACCGUGGACAUAGCCAACAAGGAAAUUUCGUGCGUGGACCUCCAGCCACUGACAGCGCUCAUUUCCAUUGGCUGUGACUUGAAGAAAAAGAUCGUUGUUCAGAAGGAAAUCUCAGCCUGUUACAAAGGCUACCUUGACCCUGUGGCCCUUCAGGACAAUUACAGCUACGUCAUCGAGAAGGAAGCCUACGACCGCAGCUUCCGGGGCCAGAGGGCCACCAAGGACCUGCUGGUGCACUACCCUUACGAGAAGCUGGGUUGUCCCCUCCUCAUCCACUACGACAGGCCCUGGAAGCCCGUGGUGGAACUGUGGCGGGAAGGAAAGUUCCAGGAGGUUGUGAAUGCCGAGUACGUCAUGCUGGAGGUGAACGGGCUGUUCACGUACACGUACUCCCUGACGGCGGACUCCGCCAUGUGCAACUCCCAGCCGCAGAACUGGACCACCAUCCGGGGGAAAGCCAGGGGGCGGCCCUUCGCCUGGGACCGAGAGAAUUACAUGAGCUGCCACCAAUACAUCAAAGACUCUCCCUUGCGAUGGCCGAACGUCCCAUAUCAGAUCAUGGGAGGUCCAACAGACAACAAGAUAAUUUUUGACCAAAGGAAUGGCAUCUAUGUCUUUCUCAUUUCUAUCGUGGAUCCAUACUACAGCUACUGUCACCUGACAACCAUCUUCAGCGUCUACGUGUACGGGGCCUUCCCACUGCCCUUCUCUUGGCCUGAGAUCACCAUUUUCCUGCUCAUGAGUUCCAUCCUGCUGUCUGUGUGGCUGGCCUACAUGAUCCCCAAACAGCUGCACACGGAGGAGGGUCGCAGGUUGAGAGGGUACUGGGUCAGUCUGCGCAACAGGUGCAGAAGGUCUUGUGAAUAUUUCCAAUGUAGGCACUGAGCGUGCAGUGGAGGCUCAGAAUUGUCAUAAUAAAAUGCAUACAAAAGCAGGUGGCGUGAGCAUCAGUCAUGGGUGGUGGUUUGCUGACACCUAUUUGCAUUGCCUUCCUCAAUAUGCUGCUGUUGGGGUUCCUCUCGAUGGCAGCACCUCCAUUGGCUGUAACAGGCAGGAGGGGGCGGCCCAAGCACUAAUCGAGAGGCGUGGGUGACGCAGACCAGCAGGCACAAGUGAAGUGACAAACGGGCCUCAGCAGAGGGUGAGACAGUGACAUGUUCUGUUAGAGAAAGUUAAGACCCAGGAAAAAGCAGCGGAGUCCAUACACUGAUUGAUGAAACUACGUAUCUGUGUUUAUAAACCCUAACACAUGUA